This is a messenger RNA of Mya arenaria, 2316 nucleotides long. RefSeq lists its product as uncharacterized. The transcript is spliced from 4 exons. The record is from RefSeq and is a predicted model, not a curated record. NCBI's taxonomy places the organism in Eukaryota, Metazoa, Mollusca, Bivalvia, Myida, Myidae. The coding region runs from base 162 to 1205 and encodes 347 amino acids.
AUUACAAACUGACGCAUAUUCGGCAGUAUAAUAGUUUGAAUUAAGCUGUGAAAAGGAGCAUAUGUAUAAACACGUGUUUAAUAGACGUGCUUAGUUUGGGACUACCUUGAAAGAUGGCGCCAAAGUAACAUUACAGUGCUGAAGACAAAUAUCAAAUAGACAUGGCGGCUUUUGAAUAUUACACCGAAUCAUUCAAACGGAACGAAAAUCGCAACUGGCUGAAGGCAUCGAUGGGAUUGAUCAUAACCAAACGUGGACUUGCACCUUUUGUAGAAAGAACUUUGGAAACGUUCAAAAACUGUCAGGUAUCGCCAGGACAAAACUGUUAUUCAUGUUUAACGGCAGAAAUUGUGCCCUGUGACCCUCGCAAUAAGGUUUGCAAUAAACGAAACUGCAAGUUCCAUCAAGGUGUUAUAUAUCGGCGGUGCCCGAACAAAGUGUGCAAUCGAUUUCAAAAAGUAAUUAUUAUUGAACAUAGAUUUGCUGAUCGGUACAACACCGUGGGUCCUUCUUGGCGAAACACAAACGCACGGGAUUGGUGUUCAAACGCGUGGGAGGUGGCGAAAGCAUUUAUGCCCCCAGACGGCUAUGACAAGAUCACCACAUCAGAAGAUACCGAUUUGAACGGCGUUGUCAGUGUUCUUAUCAACUGUCUCCUUUUUGAGCAAUACAUCUCUGACCUAGCGAACGAUGAAAACGUUGCAACCAAGGUUCGUGACAUUGGACGAAACGUACGCCAUGCAUCCAAACUUGAAGUCACGGACGAUGAUCUUAAACAAUGGUUUGAUGACAUGCGAGCUUUGUUUCAAAUACCACAACAUCUUGCUGCGAACUCCAAUGCUCAAAUUGCAGUAGACCAACUGAACAAGUUGGAGACCGACCAAUUGCAUAUUGAGAGGACGGACGUCCUAAGUGCUAUUAAAGAUGUAGUCACCUCAUUGGAACAUCUAAAAUGUUCCACAGAUGCUGACCAGAUUAGCAAGCUUCGGGAUAUUCAACAGGAAAUUGCAGCAAAGGUUGAAGUACACAAACGUGACAUUGGGGAUUUUGUGGAUGAGAAAAAGGCUGAGUUGACACAGCAUGUAUUGAAUGCCUCAUUACAAUUAAAAAAAACUUUCAGAUCGAGAAUACGCAGACUUAGAAAUUUCUUCCUCUGUAGUUUUUGUUUGAUAGUUUUAUACAUUUUAGUUCAUAAAAAAUUAUAAAAUAUACUUUUGCUGCUAUUUGCAUAUGUUUGUAAGCAAAACUCAGUCCGCUAAUGUAUCUGCGGAAACAUCCGUUAUCUAGAAUAGACCGUGAUCGAGAAUAUCUCAUGGUUUUUGUAAUCAAUAUGAAAACCUACUCGAAACUCAAGUUAAAAUAUAAAAUAUGUAUGAUUGUUUGCUUCAGUUAGAAAUAACAGCGUUACCUCGUAAUUCCUCUUCACUCUUCUAAGCAAUGCUAAUACGACCCCUAGUUUAUCCGGGAAACAUUGAACGUAUUGCCGAAAUAGAUAACGAAUUAAUCAUGAAUACUUAUCAAUCCGCUGUUCAAAGCGAGUCUUUUAAUUAUUUAAACCAAAAUAAACCGAGCAAAGAAAUUCACAAGCAUUAUUUGUAUUCUGCCGUCUUGGACGUGUUUACUGACAUUUUAUACCUCUUUUUAGGCUAUUUUAAGAAUUGGUUUGAUUUUCAGUGUAUUUACAAAGAUGCAUUGACGUUUCUUGCAUCGCUUGAUAAGACAUGUCAGGACAUAAGAGCCCUGAUUAACAUAAUAUUUUGAAGAUUGUUUAUCGAAAAUAAAGACCUUGUUUCGCAAUAUCUUGCAAAUAUGUUUAACUAUAUUUUUGACGGAGGGGUCUACUCCGAUUCAUGAUUUUAAGGUGUGAUUGUUUCAAUUCAGAAAAAUAAACAUAAAUUCCUCUAAUUACCGAGACAUAACACUUGAGAAUAUUAUUUCUAAAAUAGUCGCUUUAACAUUACGUAAUCGAAUAAAUAAUUGAUGUGAAAGAUAUAAUAAAAUAAAUGAUGCUCAGAUUGGAUUGAAUUUAGAGACAACUGUAGUACAGUAUUUUAUUCUACAUUCCAUUAUACAAAAUGUGUUGGCAAACAACAUGAAGCUUUACUGUGCUUGUGUUGAUUAUGAAAGGACGUUUGACACGGUCUUUCAUGAUGCGAUUUGAAACAAAUUAGUACAAUCUUGCAUUAGUAGUUAGUUGUCAAUUAUGUUAAAAUAUAUAUACCGAAACGUUACAUCAUGUGUGGAAGAUAUAGACAACAUGUCAUUUUCGUCUUUCCUUGAUUUAUCACUUGAUGUGAAACAAGGAGAACCACUUUC